UCAGUACGUACGUGCGCGCUCCGUAAAGCUAGACGCGUUUCUUUCCAGAAACAAGAUGCCUCCCGCGCGCCCUMGCCUGUUGGUUUCUGCUGCUGAUUUAGGAAUGCCACCCAAGGACAACAGCUACAGCGUGUAGGAGGAGCUAACGACGUGUUUCCGCUAAAGAGCAGGCCGAGACRGUGAUCUAUGCUGCCGCACUGAGAGUUACCAGCAACCGGACUGUCGGCAGCUACAGCAGAAAACUCUUAAAACUUACAAACAAGUUGUUUCAUYACCGGGAAGCUGCGGUGUUUCGUACCGGGGUGGGGGAGAGGAACAGAGCGGCAGCUGGACUGUGAGCAAUGGAAGCCGAGUUUUGGGAAAUCGACGAAAAGGGGAGCUGGAACUCCGUUUAUCAGGAGAUUCGCCGGAAGUCGAGGGAAUCAUCCUGCAAUGUGGCAAAAUUACUUGAAAACAAGAAUCGGAACCGUUACAGGGACGUCAGCCCCUUUGACCACAGCAGAAUACGCCUGCAGCUGGGUACAAAUGACUACAUUAAUGCCAGCCUAAUAACUGUUGAAGAGGCACAGAGAAACUAUAUUCUUACUCAGGGCCCCCUUCCAAACACAUGUGGCCAUUUUUGGGAGAUGGUGUGGGAGCAGAGGACCCGCGGUGUGGUGAUGCUGAACCGAGUCAUAGAGAAAGGAUCCAUUAAAUGUGCUCAGUAUUGGCCACAGAGAGAGGAAAAAGAAGCAGUGUUUGAAGACACAAACUUCAAGGUUAAUCUUGUCUCAGAGGACAUCAAAUCUUACUACACAGUCCGACAACUGGAGCUGGAAAAUCUGUCUACUCAGGAGACACGUGAGAUUUUACAUUUUCACUACACCACCUGGCCUGACUUUGGAGUCCCAGAGUCUCCCGCCUCCUUCCUCAACUUCUUGUUCAAAGUGCGAGAGUCGGGCUGCUUGAAUUCAGAACAUGGACCAGUGGUGGUGCACUGCAGCGCUGGGAUCGGACGCUCGGGGACCUUCUGUCUUGUGGACACCUGCCUCCUACUGAUGUCUAUUCGUAAAGACCCGUCUUCGGUUCGUAUUCGUGACGUUCUACUGGAGAUGCGAAACUAUCGUAUGGGUUUGAUCCAAACUGCAGAUCAGCUUCGCUUCUCUUACCUUGCUGUCAUUGAAGGUGCCAAGUACAUCAAAGGAGACACAUCCCUGCAGGAGUCAUGGAAAGAGCUCUCAAAUGAGGAAGAUGAUCCUCCGGAGCUCACCCCUCCCCCACCUCUCCCUCCUCCCAGAGACCCUUACAAUGGCAACAUGGAGCCAUUUUUUUUCUCCGAUGAGGAGGAGCUCAUCCAGUGGAUGGACAUUUCCAGUCUGGGGUUCUCACAAGACGAGACAGAGCUGCGUAAGAGGAUCGUAGAUGUCCCUGAGCCGCCUCCUGACGAGGCUGAUCAGCUGGAUGGGCACGUGGGAAAACCAAGUCCUAUUUCCACAGGUCUGAACAAACCCCAGCAGGAGGAGCUGGAGUUGUCUGAGGAGGAGCAGCCGAAGGAGAGCUCGGCUUGGUCCCCACUCAUGGUUAACGUCUGCCUGUGCACAGCGCUGGCGGUCAGCGCUUACGUUUGUUACCGAGCCUAUUUCCACUGAUGUCUGUCCUUCCUCUUCCUGUUUUUUUUUUCUUUCUCUUUUUUUUCUUUUUAAGAUCAACAAUGUUGCAAAGUGGACUUGGCUGACGAAUCAGCCUGCAAGCGAGACACGUUUAGGUUCAUCAGUUCUAAUUUUGUAAACACAGUGAGAGAGCGGUGUUUGGCUGCCAAUCAUGACCCAAACAUUGUGUCUGUUUGCCAUCUUGGAUGCUCAGGGCUUCAGUAUUUCAGGUGCCACAUCCGACUGAAUAAUGGACUGAACAGAAAACACACAAUCCAAACCUGCAAAAAGAAACGAGUUUGCAUCAAAGCUGCUGCUCUGUGAACCAGGAUGAAAGCCCCCUCUGCCCAUUUUUAUAUGCAUCUACUUUCUUAUUUACCAAAACGACAGUUUUGAAUGUGUUUUUACAUUAUUUUGUUUUUUUCCUACUCAGCUCAUGUGUCCAGUAGGAUUUGACUUAUUUUUCUAUUUGAUUACAUAAAUGGUUUGACUGAUUUUGUUUUUUUAGGAAGCCAGUCUGAAAACAUGCCAGUCAUGGAGAAUUUUGAUUAUCUUUUAUUAUGGGUCAAAAUAAAACCCAACAAUUAAAAGGGAGAGUUAAAAAAAAAAGAAAAGAAAAUGAUAAUGUGCCCGUUGAUUGCAUGCAGAUGUGGGCAGUUGUCUGUCCACAUUAGUCGCCUGUGUUUGGCUGGUUGAGUGUGUGUUUUGUGUAUCUGUACAUUUGCAUAUCUACUCAUGUCUGCUCAGAGAGAAAUAUAGACGCAGCUU
Austrofundulus limnaeus is the source of this 2396-nucleotide messenger RNA. It is a transcript of the gene ptpn1, whose product is annotated as protein tyrosine phosphatase non-receptor type 1. Lineage: Eukaryota; Metazoa; Chordata; Actinopteri; Cyprinodontiformes; Rivulidae. Gene Ontology annotation, biological process: negative regulation of PERK-mediated unfolded protein response; negative regulation of ERK1 and ERK2 cascade; peptidyl-tyrosine dephosphorylation. The coding region runs from base 342 to 1628 and encodes 428 amino acids. Gene Ontology annotation, molecular function: protein kinase binding; non-membrane spanning protein tyrosine phosphatase activity. The record is from RefSeq and is a predicted model, not a curated record. Gene Ontology annotation, cellular component: cytoplasm; endoplasmic reticulum; early endosome. The transcript has 10 exons.